Messenger RNA from Gavia stellata (red-throated loon), 2166 nucleotides. RefSeq names its product septin-9-like. The record is from RefSeq and is a predicted model, not a curated record. Gene Ontology annotation, cellular component: septin ring; cell division site; microtubule cytoskeleton. Gene Ontology annotation, biological process: cytoskeleton-dependent cytokinesis. NCBI's taxonomy places the organism in Eukaryota, Metazoa, Chordata, Aves, Gaviiformes, Gaviidae. Gene Ontology annotation, molecular function: GTPase activity; GTP binding; molecular adaptor activity.
AUGGCCCGGCUCUCCGUCAGGGAGCACCUGGACGGGAUCCUCUCCGACUUCGAAGCGCUCAAGAAGUCAUUUGAGGCGGAGGAUGGGGACGAGGCACCCGGCUCCCCACCACUGUCCUCGGCCACCGGCGAGUGCCUCCGACCGCUGCAGCCCGGCCACCCGCCCCGCUCCGGCACCGCCGCCGGCCCCAGCCCGGCUCCCAGCCCCGUGCUGCGCAGCCGGCUCAGCACCAGCCUCUCCGCCGGCCGAGCCAACGGCACCACCGGCACCGGCAUCGUCCGCGUCGCCUCCUUCCAGACCCACAGGGGCUUCGCUGCGGGGCCGGGCAGUGACGGCGAGAGCCUCCGCAGCUCAUCCUCCAGCCUGGAGAGCCCCGCGCCCCCCCAGCCGCCGGCACCCCUCCCAGCCGCCAGCCCCAGCCUGAAGAAGGUCCCAUCCCAUGGCAGCGUCUUCCCGGCGGAGCUGGAGCAUCCCCUCCGUGGGGCCGGCGCCAGCCACGGCUCGCUGCCAGCGCUGGACCUGCACAUCGCCGAGGAGCCGGGGAUGGGGACCCCCCCCCCGCCGGACGCCCCAUCAUGGGGCACCUGGAGCCCUGCAACUCAGCCCCACGCGCACCAGCCUUCCUCCUCCUCCUCCUCCUCCUCCUCCCCAGCCACCUGCGAUGGCACUGGGGUGGCCCUAGGGCUGCCCACGCUCCCCGAGGGGCCGGGGGGGCGGGACGUGGCCCCCCGCGCGCUGCCUCGGCCGCAGCUGAGGGUCAGCCUCGGCACCAGCCCCGGCCUGGCCCACCGGCCCCCACCGCUCCCCCGGGGCCAGGGGGAGGCAGCCCCGGCCCCCACCGCCCCUUCCCCGGGGAGGGCUGAGGGGCUGCCGCCACCACCGGCCCCCCAGGCCGCCCCCUUCAAGCUGGUGUCUCAGCCGCAGACGGUGCAAGUGAGCUCCCAGCCCGCCUUCCUCGGGGGGCUGGUGCUGGUGCCGGCCCUGGGGACCCCGCCAGUGCCUGGGGGAGCCGGCACGAACCCCCCCAGCGCCGGGCUGGCGGGGCUGUGGGGACCCCGCGUGGUGGCGGCUCCCGACGAGGCUGCGGACGGCGGCUGGGCUGCGGUGACGCCGGAGCACGGGAGCAGCCUGGAGCCUGAGGAGCACAGCAUGGAGCCGCCGGCCGUGCUGGAGGAGGAGAUGCCCCUCACCGCGGCGGCCAGCCCGGCGGGUUGCCAGCUCUUCGGUUACGUGGGAAUCGAAGCCGUGCUUGACCAGAUGAAAAUCAAAACCAUGAAGACAGGCUUCGAGUUCAACAUCAUGGUUGUGGGGCAGAGCGGGCUGGGGAAGUCGACGAUGGUGAACACCCUCUUCAAGUCCAAGGUGAGCCGGAAAGCCUCGCAGCCCGGCCAGGAGGAACGCAUCCCCAAGACGGUGCAGCUGCAGUCUGUCACCCAUGUCAUCGAGGAGAAGGGUGUGAAGAUGAAGCUGACGGUGACGGACACACCGGGGUUCGGGGACCAGAUCAACAACGAGAACUGCUGGGACCCCAUCAUCAAAUACAUCAACGAGCAGUACGAGAGGUACCUACGCGAGGAGAUCCUCAUCACCCGUAAGAGGAAGAUCCCGGACACCCGGGUCCAUGGAUGCGUCUACUUCGUCCCCCCCACGGGUCACUGGCUGCGCCCACUGGACUUGGAGUUUAUGCGGCGGCUCAGUAAGAUCGUCAACGUGGUGCCGGUGAUCGCCAAAGCCGACACGCUCACCCUGGAGGAACGGGCAGAGUUUAAGCAACGGAUCCAGGAGGACCUGAAGACCCACGCCAUCAGCGUGUACCCGCAGGAGGACUUCGACCAGGACCCGGAUGAUAGGGCGCUGAACGACAGGAUUCGGGAGAAGAUCCCCUUCGCCGUGGUGGGGGCGGACCAGGAGCACCAGGUGAAUGGCAAGCGGGUGCUGGGGCGCAAGACCAAGUGGGGCAUCAUUGAAGUGGAGAACCCGGCGCACUGUGAGUUCCCCCUCCUGCGGGACCUGCUGAUCCGGUCCCACCUGCAGGACUUGAAGGACAUCACCCACAACGUCCAUUACGAGAGCUACCGUGUGCGGCGGCUGAACGAGAGCAACCGGCCGGCGCUGAGCCCCCUCAACGGGCUGCCCGGCAAGGGCGAGGGCGGCAGUGACCUCUGA